GUGUUACAGAAUUCGCGUCUGGGCCGCCGUCCAUUUGCGAUUAGUAGGGAUUCGAGAGGUCACCGCACCGAUUCAACUCCGAUGCGGUCUAUUUUUGUUGAUAUGCUCCGUCUUCUUCGAUUAGUCAGACGCCCAACCCUUUUUAGUCGCUAUAAUUGCAUCUAGUCGCGACCGGCCGUGAAUAAUGGCAGUUUGGGACUCAGUACGACCGAAAUAAAAAAGGGAGGAAACCUUAUUAACUCAUUUUUUAUUUAUUUCUCGGUUCUGCAACUUUUGUUCCUCUAUUUUCUUGUAGAAACUGCAAAGUUAGAUGAUUUGGUGGCAAUUAGCAAGCUACUUUUAUAUAUCUAAAACUCUACGAGGGUAGAAGUUGAAGCUAUGAUGUUGCCAAUUAAAAUAAAUUUGUUUAAACAAUAUUCUGGCCUUUUUUUUCUUUUUCCUUUUUUGGGAUUUUUACUUUAAUCUUGGGUUUGAGAACCAGCCUUUGUUUCAAUUUUCCUCCUUCGUUGUGUUUCUUUGAGAUAUAUGUAUCUCUCGAUCUCGAUCGCCGCGACAAUCUUCUCGACCAUCCAUCGGCACCUUUGGUAACUUUGCCUUUAUGGAUUUCAUCCUCACUUGGGUUAAACAUUUGACUGCUAUUGGCAUUUCUAACCUUUUAGUUGGUGCCAUGGACGCCAAACUUGUGACUGCCUUGUAUUGGAAAGGAAUUCAAGUUCUUGAUAUGUGCAGCCACUUGAGCACAGCCGAUGUUGGCUGGGGAUACCCUACAUUUCAUAAAUGGGUAGAGAAAAAGCUAUUCUCAUAGAUUCUCUCCUUCCGUAUGGCUAUGAGAUCCUGAUGUGUGAUACAGACAUGGUGUGGUUGAAGAUGUCCUAACUUCAAGUGAUCAAGUUUCGCCAACUGUCACAGAUGACAGAUUGUGUAUCUGGCAACAAGAUAAAAACAAAUAAGGUCAGCACAUGCUGUUGCAUAUUGUUGAACCGCACACUGGUAAGAAAACUUCAGUUGCUUGACAUGGUUGACAUAACAGUUUGUGUUCUUGAAGUUUAAGAAUAAAUUUCUUGAAAAUAGGUGCUAUUUUGAAUUUUGAUAGGUAGCUAGUUAGUAGCUGAAGGUGCUAUUGCCACAUCUUUUAUCAAGUUUUUGCAAUCAUACAUUAACCACCCUGCUUGCCUGAUAUAUCAAAACUUGUAGUAUGAUCCUGUUUGGAAGACCUAUAACAACUGUCAGACUAUUCGUUAGUUUGGGAAGAUUUAAACUGUUACUUUUUGUUUAAUUGAAAUUUCAGGUUAUUAUUGGUAUAGAAGAUCAAUAUAAUCAAUUUUGCUAU
Rubroshorea leprosula is the source of this 1330-nucleotide messenger RNA. The record is from the annotation of a GenBank genome assembly. Lineage: Eukaryota; Viridiplantae; Streptophyta; Magnoliopsida; Malvales; Dipterocarpaceae.